Molecule: messenger RNA, 5296 nt
Organism: Pogoniulus pusillus (Red-fronted tinkerbird)
Lineage: Eukaryota; Metazoa; Chordata; Aves; Piciformes; Lybiidae
Gene: PPP1R3D
Product: protein phosphatase 1 regulatory subunit 3D
Exons: 1
Coding region: 992-1897 (301 amino acids)
Biological process (GO): regulation of glycogen biosynthetic process
Cellular component (GO): protein phosphatase type 1 complex
Molecular function (GO): glycogen binding; protein phosphatase 1 binding
Source: RefSeq, a predicted model, not a curated record
CGCCCGCAGCUAGGGAAGAGAGGCAGAGUCGCUGCCGCGGGGCGUGCAGCCCGAACCGGACGAGGUGGCUUGCUGUGCCAGGUCGGGCCCUGUUGUCCUUGUUUCUGCGGUCCUGGGCCGGGGGUUAUCGCCCUUGCCCGGGGAUUGCGCACCCGCUCUGUCUGCGGCCGGGUCAAAAGCGGGCUGAGGAUCGCCUUGCCGCGGGACAGAGGGCGGACUCUGCAGCUCAUGUGGGCUGUGGAGUCCCCAAACGUGGGUCCCUCCCUUUCUGGCCACAAUACCGAGCCGGCCGCCAAAGCCCCGCCCGACAGUCUCCUCCGUGACAGCCCCUGCGCUCCCUCCAGCCUCUGCAGCAGUCCCGGCUCCGUCCUGCCCGACAGCCUCCAAACGCUCCCCGGCCGCGGCAGCCCUUGCGAGUCGCCCAGCAUCCAGUGUGACAGCCUAGAGUGUCCCUGCAGCUGCUGGAGCGUGGGGUCGGUCGGUGUCUACGAGGACAGCCUGCAGGCUCCUCUCGCCGUGGGUAACGGCCGAGGGUGCUUCAGGGCACAUCACAGCAAGCCCCAGGCAUCCAGCGACCUCUCCGACAGCCUAGAGUCCUUCGGAGCCCAGCACGACAGUCUGCAAUCAGUCUCCAGCCUGAGUGAGAGCUUCCGGUCCUCCAGUAUCAGCGGUGAUAGCCUCGAAUCUCUUUCCAGCCUGGGCAGCAAGUCCACCAGCCAGCACAGCAGCCUCGAGGUUAUCAGCCAGUGACUGCCUUCAUCUCCCCACACAAUGCACUAGCCCGUGAUUUGCUUCCAGCUACUGUGAGCGGUUCCAGGUUUCUGCCCUUUUCAUUCUGGAGGCUACGUUGUGCCAGCUGACUCUUGCUGCAUCCAGUGCAACAACCUCAAAUAUUUUCUCUCUGUGCUGCCGUUCCCAUUGCCUGCUUCGGAGAGGCAGUGGUUAAUAUAAUCUGCAGUCUUAACACUCAUUUUUCUGUCUUCAGUUGAGAAUGGAGAUUCGCGGUCCUCGGAGGAAUCCUAGCUACCUCUCUGACCUGUAUGAGAACAUGCUAUGGGCUGAAGGGCAAGGGCGGCAGCAGCAGCCCCCAGCAGUCCCUACAAACGCUCUUCGGGGCAGUACCCCGGCCAAGAGCAACCCCCCGGCAGAUAAGCAGAUAAGCAGAAGUUCCUCCAGCUGUGAUCCAACCUUACGGCCCAUCAUACGCCGCCGAGCCCGAUCUUUGCCUACGUCACCUGAAAGGAAGCGAGCAGCAGUUCGGUGUCAAGUUUCUGGAUGUAUGAAUCGUAUGAACCGGGUGAGGUUUGCUGAUGCUUUGGGUUUGGAGCUCACUGAAGUGAAAGUCUUCCAGAGUGGGGAGGAUCCAUCGAUCCCCUUGCAUGUCCUUUCCAGGCUCUCCAUAAACUCAGACCUCUGGUACAGCAGCUUGGACUUGGAGUUUACUAUGCAGUGCUUGGUCCCUGACUUCCAGCAGCCUGCAGACUGUAUAGAUUUCUCCUCCCGACUUCAGAAGCAGCAGGUGUGUCUUGAACGAGUGACCAGCUCAGAUCUGGGCCUCCGCGGCACCAUCCACGUUCGCAAUAUUGCUUUUGAGAAGAGGGUGUCUGUGCGAUACACCUUCAACCAGUGGAAAAGCCUCCAUGAACUCUCUGCUCAGUGGCACAGUAGCAUUCCUGAGAAAAGUGGGCAGGAUCAGGUUGAUGUUUUCACUUUCUUUCUCCCUGUGCCUCCCUUUCUCCUCCAGGUGUGCUCUGUAGUCCAGUUUGCAGCAAGGUACCAAGUCAAUGGUCAGGAGUAUUGGGAUAACAACAGAGGCAAAAACUACAGCCUUACCUGCCGAACUCACCCCCUUAAGAUGCCUAGAGAAUGCGAGGAGAGCUGGAUCCACUUCAUCUGAACAAAGGAAGUGGAUGCAGAGCAGCUUGGCAGUAGUCCUGGUGGCACGCUCUUUCUUGGCAGGGCCCUGUGCUCGGAUGGCAACAGUCUCCAUUUGAAACCUGCCAAACCUGGUAAAGUGUUCCAGGGAAGGGAAGCAGCCAAUGACCCGUGCAAACUGUUCUAAACCUCUUAGAAAGUAAAAAGGGCCAAAAUGGGUAUUGACUGACAUCUGCUGAAAGCCCAUGUGAAUUCUAGUGUAUGAGUUGUUGCAGGAUAGUUCCAGGGGAUGCUGUCAGACUACUAAAGAGGAAAAUGACAUUUCAUCUUGCUAGCAGUGUUCUUGGUUGCAUUGAGUAUUUCUACCAGAUCUAUUUUACCAUUUUGUACUGUUUGGUUUCUAAAUAGGCAGUGUGGCUUUACUGGGUUUGUUUAUAAUAUUGUUUGUUAUCUCACCAUAUCUGGGCACUAUUCCAUUUAUACAUAAUUUGGAUGGCAGACAGUGUAGGGAGUCCUUUAUAUAUAGACAUUAACCAUGUCAAAUAAUUCCAUUAAUAUUUAGGCUGGAAAUCAAAUGUUAUUAGGAGCAGAACACACAUGAAAAUGUGCCAUUGGCACCUCUGAUUCUCUACGAAAAGGCAUUUUUUGUUUUAUUUUCUCUCCAGUGUGUGCAGUAGGGAGCAGUAAGGAUUGUUACCAAAGUGGGUAUAAGGCAGAGCUUUACUAGGAAGUUUUUGCCUUUUCCAGGUGAUGCACAAGUCAGUUUUGUCUCUAGAUGGUGGUACAGGAAUUGUCCUUUUCUUGUGCAUGUUUUCAGUGUGGGGAGCUGGUUACAGAGCCUUGGAACAGCAUGUCAGCACCCUGAACCCUGGCCCCGUGUUCCCAAGUGUCCCAGUAUUACUGCAGAAACAGUUGAAUUCUUUAAUCAACUACUUUUUCCAAACACAAAGCAGAAACUUCAAACUUAGGAUCUUACUGGUAAACUAAUACUUACACAGCCCCAGAAUCCCUUCUGCAGCAGGGAGAGCACAGUAACAGUUAGAUGCAGUUUUCCCGUACUUCUUGCUCCACUACUUCAAUUCUAUGGGUUUUGUUUGGUUUAAGACUUGCAACAGGCUUAAGUCUAGUAAGUGAAAAAUGUCCAUGGCUUUUUUUCAUGUCUGUUCAUGACUGAUGGAAAGUUUAGCUUUAUAUGUGUAGCAUACAUGUCAGAACUGGCUGGUUGGCUGUAUUAGCAGAACUGCUUUUUAAGACUAUACUAUGAAAAUCAGGCCAUUUAUUCAGGCAUCUUAGUUUGGAUUGCUGCUUAUUCAUGAAAAUCACAAGCUUUUUUUAAAAUUACUGUUGUAAGAAACCCACAGCCCAAGUAUGUAUUAGUUCCAUAAAUAUGCUGAGUAAUAUGGAAGUGCAGAGACCUCAGGAAAAUUAAUGUAACAUUAGUUGCAAGACCCAUUUAUCACAGCUAGGACUUCAAGUGAAGAAGCUGCCUGGUUCCUUUAGUCUUUGGUUUUCGAAGAAACUGAAGUCAUGAAUUCCAUGAGCUGCUGAGAACCUCUUGCAGAGUACUAAGAAAGUUCAAUCCUAUUUGAAACUUGAGAACUUAGUGUGCUGUCUGCUUUAACUUUGUCUGGGAGCACUGUAAUUGUUCUGAAGGAAUAGGUGAGGCUGAGAUGUGAUUGCCAGCUACAGAGAAUGCUGCCUGCUUGCAGUCCACCUGCACUAUUUGCUGUCUCUGGGUUAGAGGAGCACCUGUUAACCAAUCUGGCAGCAGCUCUUGUCUCCUCCAAAAAUCUCUGCAGGGAACUGGAAGUCUAGUCUUCCUCAUGUGGCACAAAAGUAAGAGCUCUGUAAGGAAGGGCACUAUCUAUCUAAGGUUAUUUUGCCUCCUGUGGUUUGCUUCAUAAGACAAUACAGAACAUAUCUGUGAGCUGUUCCACCUACACUCUUCAUAGUCGAUUGAGAUGUUUUCAGUAUAGCUCAUAAACUACCUGUGGUGUGACAAACUGCAUCAUCUCUGCUGAGUACAGAGAAAAUGCUUGGCGAUGUGGAAAUUCUCAGCAUUUGUGCAGAUCUUUCUUGGCAUGAAUUGAAAUUGCAUAUCCUUACUUUGGUGAAACUUGCUCACUUAGGGUAUCCAGGAUUGCUAAAGUUCAUGGAAGAAAAGUUUAAUGUGUUCAUCAGUGAAGAAAAUGAACACACACACACACAGAGAGACAUAUAUUCAUGUGCACAGAGGUACUUGUGUUGAAUAAAAGGCACUAUUUUAAAGUAUUGUUCCCUAUUCCCUUUCUACUCUUAAAUGACUAUUUCUUCAGCAAAACCAUUGAAUUGCUUCUCAGUACACCAUAAAAAUUCCCUGUCUUAUGAGACUGGUGUGUGACACCAGUUUACUAUGGCUGUUGCUGGAGCCCAAUGCAGUACUUGGCUCACUGGUAUAAGGAUGCUGUUGCUGUCUUCUGGGAGAGAUUCUUUCAUGUGCUUGCAAAUGUCAGGUCUGCGUGUUGUUGCGGGCAGGCACAAGUUACGUAAAGCUGAGGCUGUCAGUUGAAAGGUUAAUGUGUCAGUGCUAGAGGUGAGAAACAAAUGCCGCAGCAAUACAAGUUUGGUUUGUAUUGUCUCCCUUCUGCAACCUCUCAGGGUAUUUCUAAAUGCAAAAUCUUGAAUACUGAAGUAUUAUGCCAAGUUUGCCUUUUCUCCCUUUGCUUGUUGUGCAGUGCUGGAGAAGAAUUGACAGUAGCUGUUACUAAACCAGUUGUCUGGCACUGCUGACUGAGUUGAGCAAUUGACCUUAUAACGGAACUGUGAGUGAUCUCUGGUUAAGCUCUUAAGCAUUCACGUGAGUGCUGGCACCUGUCACAUGAAAGAUGAAAUUUGCACAUAUGUCACAUUCAGUAGUGAACACCAAAAGGAUUGUAGCUGACAAAACAAACAAAAAAGAAAGGAUGAAGCCAUUAAGUAGUGCUAAAACACACUAGUUGUGAAGGUAAACUUAUGAUCACCUUUAGAAAUUCUCAGGACUACUUGAAUGCUUGCACUGUGUCUAAACUAAGCACCUCCCUUGUAACAAGGAUUUUGUACAAGUGAAUUCUUCACAAUAGUUAUUGCCAUAUAAUGCACUUUUAAAAGCUUGUGUUUAUUACAGUCAUACAAUAAAUGAAUGUCUGUUAGUCCACAGUUUCACUGUUCUUUCAAGCAUGUUUUCUAAAGACAUAUAUGGAGUCCAUGUAAAUAAAAAGGGGUUGUCUUUCUCAGUUAAAUGUCCAGAAUAAUGUAUGUUACACAGUAUAUCAUAAAGCACAUGUGCUAAACAAAAGGUCACUUGGUCCUAAUGCAGAGUUGUACAAUUUUAAGAUGCUUAAUUCAUUUUAAAAACAAGCUGUUGUAAUACAAAAGAUUGUAAUAAAAACUUUUCACAAUUUUA